AUGCUGCCUUGUUUCCAGCUGCUGCGCAUAGGGGGAGGUAGGGGCGGUGAUCUCUAUACUUUCCACCCUCCCUCUGGGGCUGGCUGUACCUACCGCUUGGGCCGCAGGGCCGACCUAUGUGAUGUGGCCCUGCGGCCCCAGCGGGAGCCUGGCCUUAUUUCUGGGGUGCAUGCGGAGCUGCACGCUGAGCGCCAGGGUGAUGACUGGAAGGUCAGCCUGGAGGAUCACAGCAGCCAAGGAACCUUAGUCAAUAAUGUCCGACUCCCAAAGGGUCACAGGCUGGAGCUGAGUGAUGGUGAUCUCUUGACCUUUGGCCCUGAAGGGUCCCCAGGAACCAGCCCCUCUGAAUUCUACUUCAUGUUCCAACAAGUUCGAGUCAAGCCUCAGGAAUUUGCAGCCAUUACCAUCCCGCUGUCCCAGGGAGAAGCAGGAGCUGGGGGUGGUUUUCAGCCCAUGCUCCCCUCUCAGGGGGCUCCACAACGGCCCCUUAGCACUCUCUCCUUCACCCCAAAGGCCACACUGAUUCUCAACUCCAUCGGCAGCCUCAGCAAGCUCCAGCCUCAGCCCUUUACCUUCUCCCGAGGUGGGGGUGGGCCCCAGGGCCUGGCCCUUUCCACUCCCCCUGGCGAAGUGGGGACCACCCCCUGCCCACCCCCACCCCCCAGAAACCGGAGGAAAUCUGCUCACCGAGUGUUGGCAGAACUGGAUGACGAGAGGGGACCUCCUGAGAGCCCCCCACCCAUCCUCAUGGAGCCUAGGAAGAGACUCCGAGGAGAGAAAGCUCCACUGACACCCAGUGGAAACCGUCGUGGGCGUCCUCGGAAGCACCCAGUGAGCACCCCUUUGAUCCCCCCUGCAUUUGGGGGUGGGGAGCCCUGUGCAGCUCUUCAGUGCUGCCUGCCCCAAGAAGAGACAGUGGCCUGGGUUCAGUGUGAUGCUUGUGACACCUGGUUCCAUGUGGCCUGUGUUGGCUGCAGCAUCCAGGCUGCCAGGGAGGCUGACUUCCAAUGCCCAGGGUGUCGUGUUAGCAUCUGA
Molecule: messenger RNA, 1035 nt
Organism: Elephantulus edwardii (Cape elephant shrew)
Lineage: Eukaryota; Metazoa; Chordata; Mammalia; Macroscelidea; Macroscelididae
Gene: TCF19
Product: transcription factor 19
Biological process (GO): regulation of gene expression
Cellular component (GO): nucleus
Molecular function (GO): protein binding
Source: RefSeq, a predicted model, not a curated record